AUGACUAAUCCUCAGUCUACAGUAGAAGGUGGUGUUUCAGAAGUUGAAAUAAUUUCACAACAAGUGGAAGAAGAGACCAAAAGCAUUGCUCCUGUACAGCUUGUUAAUUUUGCUUAUCGAGAUCUACCUUUAGCUGCCCUUGAUCUGUCUGUGGCUGGGUCCCAGCUUUUGUCAAAUUUGGAUGAGGAGUACCAGAGAGAAGGAUCUAACUGGCUAAAACCGUGCUGUGGGAGACGAGCAGCUGUGUGGCAGGUAUUUUUGCUCAGUGCAAGUCUCAACGGUUUCCUGGUAGCCUGUGUAGUAUUGGUGGUGAUUCUUCUGACUCUGGAACUCCUAAUAGAUAUAAAGCUUCUCCAGUUUUCAAGUGCUUCACAGUUUGCAGGAGUAAUUCACUGGAUCAGCCUAGUCAUCCUGUCUGUUUUCUUUUCAGAGACUAUUUUGAGGAUUGUGGUCCUUGGCAUAUGGGAUUACAUUGAAAACAAAGUAGAGGUGUUUGAUGGUGCUGUCAUAAUCUUGUCCUUGGCACCAAUGGUGGCCUCAACAGUGGCUAAUGGCCCCAGCAGCCCAUGGGAUGCUAUCAGCCUUAUUAUUACACUACGAAUAUGGAGAGUGAAGAGGAUCAUUGAUGCCUAUGUCCUUCCAGUGAAAGUGGAGAUGGAGAUGAUGAUUCAGCAAUAUGAGAAGGCAAAGGUUAUUCAAGAUGAGCAGCUGGAAAGACUAACCCAGAUCUGCCAAGAACAAGGGUUUGAAAUCAGGCAACUGCGGGCCCACCUUGCUCAGCAGGAUUUGGACCUGGCUGCAGAGAGAGAGGCUGCACUGCAGGUCCCACAUGUGCUGAACAAGCAGAGCAGCAAGAGGUACAAGGUGGUACCAACUGAAGAUUCGGAUGAUGAAGCCACCGAGAACAUCACUGAGUUGCGACCUCCACGAGAGGAUGACAUGAAUAAUUACAUCAGUCGAUACUACAAUGAGCCAAGCAGUGACAGCGGUGUCCCCGAGGCAGCCAUCUGCGUGGUCACCACUGCUGCCAUCGACGUCCACCACCCCAACAUCUCGUCGGACCUUUUCACAGUGGAGGUGCCCAUGCGCCUGGGCAGCACCGGCACGUCUGCCAGCGUCACAUCGGGCAGCGCCUCACGCUCCACUGUCAGCUCGGGCACGCAGGCCUGCAGCGAGAGCA
Nestor notabilis (Kea) is the source of this 1180-nucleotide messenger RNA. It is a transcript of the gene TMEM266, whose product is annotated as chromosome unknown open reading frame, human C15orf27. Gene Ontology annotation, cellular component: plasma membrane. Lineage: Eukaryota; Metazoa; Chordata; Aves; Psittaciformes; Psittacidae. The record is from RefSeq and is a predicted model, not a curated record. Gene Ontology annotation, molecular function: monoatomic ion channel activity; voltage-gated channel activity. The transcript has 10 exons. Gene Ontology annotation, biological process: transmembrane transport; monoatomic ion transport. The annotation marks the transcript as partial.